Messenger RNA from Trichoplusia ni (cabbage looper), 5724 nucleotides. RefSeq names its product sorting nexin-2 (gene Snx1). Gene Ontology annotation, molecular function: phosphatidylinositol binding. Gene Ontology annotation, biological process: early endosome to Golgi transport. The record is from RefSeq and is a predicted model, not a curated record. NCBI's taxonomy places the organism in Eukaryota, Metazoa, Arthropoda, Insecta, Lepidoptera, Noctuidae. Gene Ontology annotation, cellular component: endosome; endosome membrane. The transcript has 10 exons. The coding region runs from base 186 to 1589 and encodes 467 amino acids.
UAUUAAUCAUGUUAAAAAUUGUUAUUUAUCUGAAAACUUAAUUGUGCUCGGGGGGGUUGCUCAUUUCUGUCAAGCGAACCUUGGUAUCGGAAAGUUAUCUCGCUGUUUUCGGGAAAAAUUUGAUUAGACGCUUUAUUGUUCGUUGAGUCAUUUGCGGUCGUGUCUAAUAUAAGUGAAAUUACACCAUGUCGGAAGAACCUGAUACUCCGCCCUUUAGCACUGUGGAUAUUAACAAUGAUAACAGGGAUGACGAAGAUCUUUUCGCGUCUGCGGUCCAGGAAGUGAGCCUGGAUUCCGAGGUGAAUGGAGCUCGUGAAGGUCUUGAAAAGGUCACCAUUAGUGAUGCUCCAUCGAUCACCACCUCACUCAGCAGUCCGAUCAUGGAAGAGAUUGCCACAGAACGUGCCAACAAUAUAAUUAUAACAGUGACGGAGCCUCAAAAGAUUGGGGAGGGGAUGAGCUCAUACGUGGCCUACCGAGUCCUCACCAAGACCAACAUGCCUAUAUUCAGCAAGCACGACUUUGCUGUGCUCAGACGGUUCAGCGACUUUCUAGGACUCCAUGAGAAACUGAUAGAAAAAUACUUGAGAUCAGGCAGAAUUAUACCGCCUGCGCCGGAGAAGAGUAUAGUUGGUACAACAAAACUGAAGAUGACAUCAACGCCAUCUACCGAGAGCGCUAACGGCAGCUCGGCGGCGGGCAGCGUGCAGUCGCAGUUCGUGGAGCGACGCCGCGCCGCCCUCGAGAGGUUCCUCAACAGGGUCGCGCAGCACCCCGUCCUGUGCAUCGAUCCUGACUUCAGGGAGUUCUUGGAGUCAGACACAGAAUUGCCAAAGGCGACGAGCACAUCUGCGCUGAGCGGCGCCGGAGUGCUUCGUCUGUUCAACAAAGUCGGCGAGACUGUGAACAAGAUCACAUACAGGAUGGACGAAUCGGAUCCGUGGUUCGAGGAGCGUUCGUCCCGCGUGGAGGCCCUGGAGGCGUGCCUGCGGCGGCUGCUGGGCGCGUGCGAGGCGCUGGCGGGCGAGCGGCGCGAGCUGGCGGCGCGCACGCACGACGCGGCCCGCGCCUGCGCCGCGCUCUCCGGCAGCGACCCGCACGCGCCGCUCUCGCGCGCGCUCUCGCACACCGCCGACCUGCACGAGAAGAUUGAACACUUGAGAUUAGAGCAGUCGAACACGGAUUUCUACGUGCUCGCUGAGCACGUUAAAGACUACCUCGGCCUCAUCGGCGCUAUCAAGGAUGUGUUCCAUGAGAGAGUUAAGGUGUUCCAAAACUGGCAACACGCUCAGAUGCAGCUGACCAAGCGGAGAGAGAACAAAGCGAAGGCAGAGCUCGCCAACCGCCCGGAGAAGAUCGAACAAGCAGCUAAUGAGAUUAUUGAGUGGGAAUCGAAGGUGGAGCGUGGUCAGCAGGAGUUCGACACGAUAUCGCGCGUCAUCAAGAAGGAGCUGGAGCGGUGGGACGAGCUGCGCCUGAGCGAGCUGCGCGCCGCGCUGCUGCGGUAUCUGGACGACCACAUGAAGCAUCAGGCGCAGGCUAUCCGCUACUGGGACGCCUUCCUGCCCGAAGCCCGAGCGAUCAAAUGAGUGGGGCAGUGACGGCGACCCUGCGCGCCCUCCACGUAACGCGCUCGCCACAAACAAACGUUAGUAAAUGAAUUCAACUACCUUCCGCACUGUGCAUAUGUUAUUAUCACUACGACACAGAGCAGUAAGCAAAUGGAGCGACGAUAGGCCAGGGCAAUGUGUUGGCGACUUUUAAGCGAUAUUUGAAAACAGACUUUAAGUCUAUUGAAAUAACGUGCAUAAUUGUUAAUAAAAAGAAAUGACAUAGAGAGCAUUAAACCUCUGAGCUGUCAUUGUUCAUGGAAUUUGUAGUGAUACUUGAAAACAGACUUUAGAUCUAUUCAAAUAAUGUUUAUAGUUGUUUGAAGGAAAGAAAUGAUAUAGAAAACGCUAAAGUCUUUGAAUUGUCAUUUUUGUCAAACGAUUGUGAACUUUAGGUCAAUAGAUUUAAAAUUGGUUUUUGACUGUCGUCACACAAUCCAUCGCUAGUGAUUAAAUCAAGCAUGUCUUUCCACCAAUCAUAUACACAUUACAAAUCACCCUAUAAACUGUUCUUUAUGAUAAACCAAUCAAAUGCUAUUAUUAACAAGUUGUCUUGUAAUAGUGACUUCCCAUUGGUUACUGCUCUGUGUCAGCAACAUACAUCGUAUGUUUUAAUAGAUUACUUCCAGAUUAAAUAUAUGUAGGUAAGUCAAGGAUAGCUGAUUUUAAUAGUAAAAUUAAUACUAGAACAUCAAUGGGAAUUAUAACGUAAAUUACGUUUUUCUGUAUAUUUGAUUUCCUUGUUUCAUACAUUUAUGUAUUUCGUUAUAUUAUAGACGGAGAUUUAUCAGUUUAAUGUAAUAUAAUAAUAAUAUAUGUAAACAUAACAGAGUGUUUACCUAGAGCUUCAUGUAUUUAUAUAUUUUUCUUUAAAUUUCGUUUUUUCAAUCAGCAGUUAUCAAAUUUAAUACGAUAAACAUUUGUAAGUAAAUAUAAUUGAUUUAUUAUCAAUGUGUUAUUUUGACAAGAAUCGAUUAUAUAAAUACGAUAUAAAAAUUAUCUAAAUCUAGAGUAAUUCAUAAAUACGUCUGGUAGGUAGAUAAGUAAUAUCUGAAUAAGUAAGCUGAAUUUUUAAUGCCAAAUAAAUAUACAUUCCAAAUUAUAUUUCUCCAAGUGAUAUUUUUAUCGUUUUCGAAGCUUAGAAUAUGACGUCAAAAAAAUAUAGAAAAAAAAUACAGUUACAAAGGCUCAAGUUGUAUUUUUGAAAGCGAUAAAAAACAUCACCCUGUAUAGUAUAAAGGCAGCAUUUACGAUUCAUUUACUAACGUUAAUUUAAAUUGUCUAUACACGUGAACAUAUGUUAAUUGUUAAAUAAAUAAAGAUCCAAUUGUUAAUAAGAAUCAUGUGUUCAUGUUAUCUCAACCAUUUAUUGUUAUGUAAACAAAUAUAAGGCUUAUUACAUUUUUUUAAGGUUCAAUUUAGAUUGCACGUCACGCGAUGUUUUUCGAAAGGUCCAAUGUAUUCGUUCAUUCAAUAUCAGCAUUUUUAUUAAUGUAUAAAGUAAGAAAAUGUAUACAUAUAAUGUUUAAUGGAAAAUUGAAGCCUGGACUGUAAUUAUUAUUAAAUGACUAAUUGUCUUAUGUUCCUGUAGUUAAGUUAUCUAACUGGACUAACUUACAAAUUCUUAUGAUUUUGAAUCAAAUAAUAUUUUUUUUAUUUCCGGGAUAAUUCUCUACCUAAACCUGUAUAAGGAAAGUGACUGCCGUGGAAAAUUCUCAUAGAGUCACCAUUAAUGGUAAGGCUGCCGUUCGUCAAGUUUCAUAUACAUUUUAAUAUUAGUUGCUAACUACCGCGAUUCACGGCAAAAUGUAUUCUUAAAAAACUUAAUAUAUUUAAAAGGAAAACUUAAAAAAAAUGCUCAAGCGAUCACGUGGUUUCAAGGCACGAUAAACAAUUCAUGUAUGGAAUAAUAUGUUUGUUAAUGCACUAUAUAUGUGGGAAACCUAAAUAUAACCAAUUUAUAUGUCAGACAGGCAAUCUCUGAAAAACUUGUAUUCUAUUCAAUGGUAACCGGUUAAAGUAAAAUCCAACCUCAACGUAGUUUGGAAACACCGAAACCUUUGCUGGACAAAGCUCUUACAAUUUCCGUAAUACCCACUGUACCUUUUAAUCCACCAGUUUUUAUUUAUCCCACUGUUGGACAAAACCCUAAUACAGUACACAUUUUAAAACUCGAGCUAUUGUAGAAAUCUUCGUAUUAUUACAAUACUAUGUUAACAUUCAAUGAAUGUUCGAAUUCAACUUGCAUUCGUUCGCAUCGCACACGCAUCAGACUGGCUUCAAUUUAGUUUUAAUAUACAAGGUGAUUGUUUAAACGAGAUAUGCAUUAAAUUAUUUAGAAUUUGUUUCUAUUUUUUUUACUUUAGCAAUACUGACAACAUAAGUAGCUAUAUAGCAACACUACAGACUUGUCACUGUUAAAAUAUAAUGUUUUUUUUUUCUAAAAAUUACAGUUUAUUAAUAUCACAGAUUUUUUGCUCUUGCAAGGGAUAAAGAAGUCUUUCUGUGAAACCGUAUAUCAAUACUGGUUUAUAGCAAAAUAAACAUAUGUAAAAAAAUAUAUAUUAUGUAGCAUUACUGUCAUGACUCAACGGAUGAUUGAAUUUGAUUGAUUAUGUUCAUAUUUGAUUCGAAGAACGAAGAAGACUCGAAAGGUCUCGAACCAUGUACUUACUCGAAUAAUAACUAAUCAAUCAAAGCUGGAUUGUGGAUUGGUGUGCGGCCUUUAAAGACUAAAGUUAUGUCGAUAACUACAAAUUAAUCAAUUGUUCAUCAUUUUUACAGCUAUAACUGUCAUAGCAACUCCUGAGUUAUUUGCCUAUUCAUCACGACUGCAAAAAUGAUUGUCAACCACUCACAGCGCCUUUGAGAGAUGACUAGUUCAUUCUUUUGUUAAUUAGCUGUUUAAAAACUGAAGUCUCUCUUCUUCAAGAUAAGUCUUGCGUUAAGACCUGGCGGUGGACCUCUAAGGGAUAAUGAUCUAAUGAUCUCGUUCAAACAAUCAUCUAAAUUAGAUGAAAAUGUGAUGUAUACCUGUUUGCUAAAUGACGUAUGUUUUAUAUCAAAAUUAUUUAUAAGGAAACGUUUAGUUCUCGAUUAAAUUAUGUAUUCUAGUGUUGCUAUUAUUUUCGCAGCGUUUGCAAUGAAACUGCACAAUAAACUUUAGUUGCUAACCUAUGACGUCACGGUUUCCUUAUGAAGUAAAUACUGGAAAACAGCGGAAGCGAUUACAAAUUUGAUUCCUGUUAUUAUCGCUUCAUCAUUGUCUAAAUAAGAUAGUAAACAUUUAUUUAUCAAACAGAUUAGACGAUGUAUUCACUUACUGUAUUAAUUUUGAUUUCUAAUAAGAUUAUCUUGUAAUCUAUUAUUGCUCAUAACAGCUAUAGGGAAAACUACAAUAUAUUUUGUAGCUUUCUUUAAUUCUCUUAUUGUUAGUUUCAUUACAAGCGCGUGCGCUCUCAAAUGCUUUUUAUUUUAUAGCAACUUUCGUAAGGAUGAUUCAUAAUUAAAAGAUGCAACGACUUACUCACGUCGAGUCGGCUAAUUAAAGACUCUAGUUGGGUCCGUAACUAGUCGGACAAUUCAGAUAAAUACGUGUGAGUAAACCGUUGCAUCUCUCAACUAUGCGCUUUACUUUCGUUUCGCGUAAAAUUAUUCUUAAGGAUUUGUUAACAUCAUUGUAUAUUUUUAUAUAGUCAUUUGUUUUUUUUUUAUCUUAAAUGUAAGAAUACUAGAUAUUGCAUAUUAGAAUUGUAUUCCAAAAGAAUGGUUAUGCGUAUGUUACGGUCAAAGUAUUAAAUUGGAGAUUUUAUAUAAGUUGAUGUGGUUAGAUAUUUUUUUCCAGAAUGUUUUGUUGUAUGGUGUCGUUGUGUUGGUAUAACUUUUUGUAACUUCGUUGUUGUUUAUGAUCGUGAUGUUAAUUUCCAACUGUCCAAAUUCAUUACUCUGACAGUAACACUUAGAUAUGAAUAUUAGGUAGUAUGAUUGAAAAAAAAAAUCGAGUCUAAUGUAUUCCUUAUUUUUUAUAUUGCCAAAUAUAUUUUAGUGGUAAUUUGGUGUAAUGGAAGAGAUGAAUAAUUAUGAAUAAAGUAUAUAAUGUUGGUUUCCAUUUCAA